AUGUCGAACGGCCGCGGGUCCGAGCAGACGCCUCUGCUUCCCAGCCUCAACGUCGAAAUCGCCCACGAAGGCGAGAGCGGCCGACAGGGUUUCCACAUCAACCACUUCCUCGCCGUCCUCUGGCGCAGCUCGUGCACCGCUUCGAAGCUCGUCAACGUGCUCUGGCCUGUCGUCCCCGUUGCCCUCAUCCUGCAGUUCUUCCCGGGACUGCACAUCUGGAAGUUUGUCAUUGCGUACAUCGCCGUCAUCCCUUCUGCCAACCUGCUGGGCUUUGCAGGCCAGGAGUUCGCGCGUAAGCUGCCCAAGGUCGCCGGCAUCCUGAUUGAGACGACAUUCGGAUCCAUCAUUGAGAUUAUUCUUUUCGUCGUCCUCAUCGUCAAGCACGACGCGAGCGACCCCGAAGACAAUGGCGACGAGGGUAACCUUGUCCCCAUCAUCCAGGCCGCCAUUCUCGGCAGCAUCCUGACGAACCUGCUCCUCUGCCUCGGUCUGUGCUUCUUCUUUGGCGGCCUGCGCGAGGCCACACAGAAGUUCCACAGCAUCGUCUCCGAGGUCGGCAGCGGCCUCCUGCUCGUUGCCGCCUUUGGUCUCCUCAUCCCGAGCGCCUUCUACUCGGCCCUCAAGUCUGAGGUCGUCCCGCUGCUGCCGGGCCUGCCAGGUCCUCACGAGCCCUUCACCGAGCGAAAGCUCGAGGACGACGUGCUGAGCAUCAGUCAGGCCACCUCCAUCGCCCUCAUUGUUGCCUUUUUCCUGUACAUCUGGUACCAGGCCAGCAGCCAGCACAGCAUCUUCGACGAGGUCAUCGAGGCUGACGAGCACCGGGAUGCGGAUCGCGAAGCCGAUGCCGAGAAGCCCAAGUUCACCAUGACCGAGGCCCUCAUCGCCAUUACCAUUGCCCUUGUGUUCGUGACGCUACUCCUCAUCUUCCUCGUCGAGGAGAUUGAGCACGUCGUGGAGGCUGGCGUGCCCGACCAGUUCUUGGGUCUGAUCCUGUUGCCUCUGGUCGAGAAGGCCGCUGAGCAUCUGACGGCGAUUGACGAGGCCUGGGACGGCGCCAUCAACGUGGCUCUCUACCACUGCCUCGGCCCCUCGAUUCAGACUGCCCUGUUCAACGGCCCGCUUGUCGUCAUUGUCGGCUGGGCCCUGGGGAAGCCCAUGGACCUCAACUUUGAGAUCUUCAUGAUUGCUCUGCUUGUCCUGUCGAUCCUCGUUGUCGGCAACUUCCUUCGCGACGGCGAGUCUAACUGGCUCGAAGGCGCGCUGCUUGUGAUUGUCUACGUCAUCAUCGCCAUUGCUUGCUGGUACUACCCUAACCCCGACGUCGCGACCUCGAACGGCCUGCAGGCCACGGAGCUGGUUAAUGUGACCAUGAGCGUCGACCAGCUGAAGCAGCUGCAGCAGCUUCUCGCCGCCAAGCUCGAGUAA
Molecule: messenger RNA, 1425 nt
Organism: Verticillium nonalfalfae
Lineage: Eukaryota; Fungi; Ascomycota; Sordariomycetes; Glomerellales; Plectosphaerellaceae
Exons: 3
Coding region: 1-1425 (474 amino acids)
Biological process (GO): intracellular calcium ion homeostasis; calcium ion transmembrane transport
Cellular component (GO): fungal-type vacuole membrane
Molecular function (GO): calcium:proton antiporter activity
Source: RefSeq, a predicted model, not a curated record